Messenger RNA from Zygosaccharomyces rouxii, 1350 nucleotides. It is a transcript of the gene CEG1, whose product is annotated as mRNA guanylyltransferase. Gene Ontology annotation, biological process: 7-methylguanosine mRNA capping. The transcript has a single exon. NCBI's taxonomy places the organism in Eukaryota, Fungi, Ascomycota, Saccharomycetes, Saccharomycetales, Saccharomycetaceae. Gene Ontology annotation, molecular function: ATP binding; mRNA guanylyltransferase activity. Bases 1 to 1350 code for a protein of 449 amino acids. Gene Ontology annotation, cellular component: mRNA capping enzyme complex. The record is from RefSeq and is a predicted model, not a curated record.
AUGGACUCUAGAAACUCGCCAGAGGUACCUGGUAUUAUACAACCCAGCAAUGUGACUCAAGAUCUGCGAAUGAUGAUGUGCAAGCUUCUCAAUUCGCCAAAACCUGCGAAGACCUUCCCAGGUUCCCAACCCGUAUCUUUCCAGCAUGCUGACAUAGAAGAUAAGCUUUUAGAACAAGACUACUACGUUUGUGAAAAGACUGAUGGUCUUCGUGUUUUAAUGUUGAUUUUGAUAAAUCCAGUUACUAGAGAACAAGGUUGUUUUAUGAUUGACAGAGAAAACAAUUUCUACUUGGUGAAUGGUUUUAGAUUCCCCAGAUUACCCCACAAGGAUAAGAAAGAGCUACUCGAGACCUUACAGGAUGGUACCCUAUUAGAUGGUGAAUUGGUCAUACAAACGAACCCAAUGACUAAAUUAAAAGAAUUGAGAUAUCUAAUGUUUGAUUGCUUGGCGAUAAAUGGUAGGUGUUUGACACCAUCACCAACUAGUUCCAGACUAGCUCACUUGGGUAAAGAAUUUUUCAAACCAUAUUUUGAUUUAAGGCUGGUAUAUCCUGACCAAUGUGUGACAUUUCCAUUCAAAAUAUCCAUGAAGCACAUGAGCUUUAGCUAUGAUCUUCUGAAAGUGGCGAAUAGUUUAGAGAAGUUACCACAUAUGUCUGAUGGUUUAAUUUUCACGCCUGUAAAGACACCUUAUUUUGUUGGUGGUAAAGAUUCGCUUUUAUUGAAAUGGAAACCUGAAGAAGAGAAUUCUGUAGAUUUUAAAUUAAUCUUAAACAUCCCCCUGGUGGAAGAUGAAACUUUACCCAAGAAAGACCCUAGCAGAUGGUAUCACAAUUAUGAGGCUAAGCCAAUUUUUGAUCUAUACGUGUGGCAAGGUGGUGCCGAUGUAAAUUCCAAAUUACAGAGAUUUGAUUGUCCGUUCAGUAAGAAAGAAUUGGAAUUAUUGGAAAGGACUUACAAGAAAUUUGCUGAAUUGACGUUAUCAGAUGAACAAUGGCAGGAGCUGAAGAAUUUAGAACAGCCUUUAAAUGGUAGAAUUGUGGAAUGUACAAAAGAUCAAGAGACUGGUGCUUGGAAACUUUUAAGAUUUAGAGAUGACAAAUUAAACGGUAAUCAUACCUCAGUGGUACAAAGGGUUUUAGAAAGUAUCAGUGAUUCCGUAAAGUUAGAAGAUUUGGCGGAAGUGAUAUCAAGCAUAAAGCAAAGAUGGGAAAUGAGAAGACAGAAUGGUAGGCCGCCUGAAGGAACCUCUGGCCAACUUCCACCUCAGAACCAUCGUCCUUCCAAUGAUGUCGGAUCUGAACCACAAGGUCAGCCAAACUAUGUUGACGAGGAGUGGUCUGAAUAA